AUGUCGAAUAUAUCGGAAAGGCCAUGGACCGAAGAGGAGAGGUACGCUCUACUUACUGAGAUUCUCAAGAAGGCAGGAGUCCCUUCCAGUCGCCUGGUCCAAAUGAUAAAAGAUUUCCAUAUUAUCCCAAGCUGGACGGAUAUUCCUCUUCCACCAGGCCGUUCCCUGAAUUCCUGUCAGUUCGCUUUUCACAGUAUGUGCCAAGAGCAGCAGCAGCAACAGCAGCAACAACAGCAGCAACAACAGCAGCAACAACAGCAGCAACAACAACAGCAACAGCCACAGAUGUCUGUCCCUGUCAAUCAGGGCCUGGUACCGUUUCCACCGCCCCGUCAUGAGUUAUCUGCACCACCAGCAGUUCAACCCGAGGGUAGUCACAUGCGAAAGCGGCCGCUUUUCCUCUUGGAUAAACCGCCUCUUGCCCCACGCGCUAUCCAGCCUCGGCCAGCUGCCAGUACGGCCUCUUACAGCAGCGAGAGCAGCGCUUCUGCGCUCCUCUCUCCGAGUGUGGAAAGUAUUACGACCAAAGGCGAGCCGCCCCGGAAACGAGGCCGGCCAAGCAAAGCCGAAGCGGAGCGACGCAAGGCAGCUGCCGAGGCUCGAGGCGAAGCAUACCCUCCUCCCCGAAGGUCGGGGUCUCAUAGGCUGAAAGCUCCUUCAACACCAGCCAGCCCGCCAAGGGUUAUGUCUUCAAGCACUUCGUUUACACCUCAGGCGGGUCUCCGGCCCGUGGAAGUCCAGAAUCCGGAGCUGCGCUAUGCACCGCCGCCUGGGAGGCCAGUUACGCUCAUGGUACCCAUCGACCAUGGACGAGCAAGAGGGGUACCGACUCGUGACCCCGGACCGAUACUAAGAGAGCUUCCAAGACCGACCGACCCACGGCAGACUCUUCCUUCACCCCAAGCGUUACAGAUGAGCCACGCAGAGCCGGCGGGGCGAACGGGUCCUGGGGAGCGACCAUUUGAGCCUCGUCCCUCAGAAAGGUUCUCCUUUGGAGACAGCAGUCGACAUAUCCUGACCGAUCCUGCAAGCAGACGGCCAGAAGCGCCCGCAUUGUCUACUCCCGAAGUACCUGCUGCCACCUCAGCCGAAAGAAGAUCCGACUGA
Messenger RNA from Aspergillus lentulus, 1107 nucleotides. Lineage: Eukaryota; Fungi; Ascomycota; Eurotiomycetes; Eurotiales; Aspergillaceae. The record is from RefSeq and is a predicted model, not a curated record.